AGGAGUUCAUAUGCACACAGCUCCACGGAGACUUCAGCUUCAUGCUGACAUUCAUUAAGAAACAUCAAACUGCUGAGAAAAAUAUUCAUACGGAGAAAAACUCAAAUAUAAAGUAUGCAUCAGUGUUGUGUGUUAUGUUGCCUCUGCACAGCAUUUCUCUCUGCUCUAUUUUCAGGGCUGGAUGUGACAUUUGUCCUCACUGACCACUCCAAGAGCUGGACUGAGGCCCAGAGCUACUGCAGAGAACACCACACAGACCUGGCCAGUGUGAGGAACGAGGCAGAGAACCAGAAGGUCCAGGAGCUGGUUCCAGGAGGAGGAGGAUUUGUCUGGAUCGGCCUUUUCAGAGACUCGUGGAAGUGGUCUGAUGGAAGUAGCUCCUCGUUCAGAUACUGGAGGUCAGGGCAACCUAAUAACUACGGGGGACAGGAGGCUUGUGCAGCAGCAGAUUUCAGCUCCUCUGGAAGAUGGGUGGACGUGAAAUGUGACGAGAAGUUUCCAUUCAUCUGCUCCGGUCCAUCUGAGUGCGUCUUCGAAGAAGAAGAAGAAGACAGUGAAGAGAUUGAGGAUGACUGUGACUGUAUCUGCUGUGAUUGAGGGAAUGCUGAAGCAGAAGCUGAAGGACCAGGGGCUGAAUGACGACGUCACACUGAGCUGGAGGAAGCAGGCAGAUGGAAAAGUCUUCCACAAGGAGAAGAAGAAGACCAGCUUUCAUUGAGAUUUGCUGUUAAUCAGAGAAAAGUGUGUUUCUUUCCUCAGAGUCCUCGUGUGAUGUGUGAGAAUUCUGCCCUACAAAGCCUUUAACUGCACUAACUACAUUUUGGGUCUAAAUUGAGUUAAAACCAAAAAUGAACUCCUUUGUGUCUGUUUUAUCUUGAGACAAAGUUUUAGAUUUCAAUUUGGCUUUUUGUCAGAGAAAUAAUGACUAAUAAUAAAAACUCCAAAAUCCAACUCAAAACCAAAGCAGACUGCAGUAACUUCACUUUGAC
Molecule: messenger RNA, 989 nt
Organism: Centropristis striata (black sea bass)
Lineage: Eukaryota; Metazoa; Chordata; Actinopteri; Perciformes; Serranidae
Product: lectin-like
Exons: 3
Coding region: 115-597 (160 amino acids)
Source: RefSeq, a predicted model, not a curated record